Messenger RNA from Chlamydomonas reinhardtii, 6495 nucleotides. RefSeq lists its product as uncharacterized. The transcript has 6 exons. NCBI's taxonomy places the organism in Eukaryota, Viridiplantae, Chlorophyta, Chlorophyceae, Chlamydomonadales, Chlamydomonadaceae. The coding region runs from base 147 to 6209 and encodes 2020 amino acids. The record is from RefSeq and is a predicted model, not a curated record.
GCAAAGAACCGACUGCAUUUUCCCACGCAGCGGAGGUAUAUGACUCACUGUAACAUAAAGAUGACUUACACGCCUGCCACUGCCUCGCGCAGCGUAUGUUUGACCACAUUGACCCGCGAAUCUCGCUCGACACCAGUAUGAACAAUAUGGCAGUACCGCAAUCAAGUGAUGACGAAGUAUUGGAAGAAUUUCCACUCCGCGGAGCCGGCGAGGCGGAUGGAAUUCCCAGCUCUGCUGCGCCGCGGGCAGCGAGCGCAAGGCCAGCGAAGCGGCGAGCGGUCUGGCUGCAGUGCUUUGCGCCUCGUGUGAAUGAGCCGCCGAGCCCGCCUCGGCCUCAGGCGGGCCCCAGCGUCAGCGGCUCCUCCUCAACCCUGUCCCGCGUGGCCCUGUCAAGUGACGCCGUGCUUUACGCCCGGCCCAACGGCCGAAUGCGGCUUCCUUUCUCGGACAUCGCGGGCGCCCAGCUCAAGUGGAUCGAGGUCGGGGGAGCGCGUGCCAGCAAGGUCAUCGUCUCCCGCAGAGGUGGCGGGGACCCGCUGUACAUUCGUGGACUCAAGGAGCCUCAGGCGUUCGUCGACGCACUGAAUAAGCGCCUCCAGGAGACGGCUGGGACAGCAGGCAGCGUCACCACGACCGCCACGUCCAGUGGCGGGACGCUAAGCGCUUCGGAGCCGGCCGUCCCGCACAAGGCCGCGGAGCUGGAGGAGGCGGCAGGGGCUGCAAAACAGGGACCGGCCAGGCAGCUAUUCAAGGGCCAGGGGGAUGCCGCUGCUGCCUCGACGGCGCCCGCCAGCGCUGCCGCUGCAGGGCCGGCACCAGCCGUAGCAGUAGCGGCCCUGGCCAACGGGUAUGCACACUCAGAAAUCACUCCUGCGGGGUCGGAUGACGAGGAGGGCAAAGGCGCUACGCAGCAGCAGGAGCGGCCACAGCCGCAGCAGCACCAUAUUGUGCCCCAGGAGCAGGAGGCUGCACUCACCAUUUCUAAAGCAGUGCCUGAGCCACCACAACGGCAGCGGGCAGAUGCGGCUAGCGCUGCGCAAUCAGCGUCGAAGCCGUCUCAGGAUCAGCUGCCCGAGCACCAGGAGGGAGCCGCGCCGGCGCUGGCCUCUUCUUCACAGCCGCUAAGCACGCCGCCCGGGCAGCCCGACGUUACGCCGCCUCUGGGCUACUCCCAUUCUGUGCCCUCGACCUUACCUAGCUCCACGGCGGCGGCCGCAACGGCCGGUGCGGCGGCAGCGGCCGCGCGGGACCGGGCAUCAACUGGCGGUGCGGGCGGCGCCAUGACGUCGCUUAGCCCCUUUGCCACGAGCCCGGCUCAGCAGUCCGCGGCCGCAGCCAUCCAUGCGUCGCCGUCCUCGCCGUCGAUGGUCCUGGCGGCUAACUCGCACCGGCAUCAUAAGGCGCCCGCGAGCGCCGGCGGCGGCGGCGGCGGCAUCGCACGCCGCUCGGCGGCGGCGCAGCGGAGGGUGUCCGCGCCGGGGCAGUCACCACUGGGCGACAGGGUCAGCGUCGGAGCCUCCCAGUCGCCCACCGCCAGCGGGUCUGUGAAGCAGCCGGAGCGGUCCGGCCCGCCGCCGCCGCCGGCCGUACCCGAGGACUCCUUCACAGAGGCCGGUGCGGCGGGGGCGCGCAGCGGCAGGCCGGUGGUGACGGCCUCUGGCGUGUCCACGCCGGCUACCAUCGCCACGUUGCCGUCCGGCCCGGUCCGGUACUCACCACUUCCGCCGCCGCCAGUGCCGGCCGAAUCGUACACAUUUCCGCCCUCCUCUUCGGCGGCGCUCAGCCUGCCGCCUCUGUCAGCCUCAGCACCACGCUUUGUGGCGGGCGGGCCGCCACCACCCAUGGCAGAGGACUCGAUCAUGGUGGGCGCCGACUCCUGUUCUCGGUCGCAGCCAAUGGCGGCUUCGCCACAGGCCAGCACUGCCGCUGGCCCCACAGAAGGCGCCGCCAGGGCCACAUCCACCUCGGCCCCGGCACCGGCGCGUGGGUCAAGCCUCAUUCAGGUGUCGUCAUUGUCCCCUGUGAUUGGAGUUGCAGCCUCGCCAGCCGCGGCCUCAUCAGGGCUUGAGGCUGCAGCGGCCGCAGCAGGUGUUGGGACGGUGGCAGGGAUAGCGGCAUCGCAGGCUGCCGCAGCGCGCCGCCCUGCGGUGACGUUGGAGCCGCCGGCUUGGACGCCUGGGCAGGAAUCUCCCGAGUCCACACCGCGACUGCAGGCAACCCCGACCUCCAGCCCAGGGGGUUCGCGGCAGCGGCACCAGCAGCAGCAGCAACAACAGCGCUCGCCAGAUGCCUCGUCACCGGCGCGGGGCCUUGGGGGUGGGGGCCUGCCUCAGCGCGGGCCGUCUCGGAGCGCCUCCGCACGAGCCUCGGAGCAAGGGAGCAGCGGCUCGCCGGCAGCGGCGGCGGCCUCCACGCGUGCGGCCCCUGACGCCUCCGCACUGACGCCUGUGUCAAAUCCGCAUCGGCAGCAGAGCCCCGCGCAGGCGCCCGUGCCGCUGGACUACGGCAACAGCCUGGCGGCAACGGUUGUGGCGCCGCUGACGCUGAUUGGGCUGUCCGCGGUGGCGGCCAUGACCGCCAUCGCGGCGGGCGCUGUGGCGUCAUACAACGCCGCCGCCCUCGCCAGCCCAGGCGCGUCCUCCGCCUACUCCUACCCGCAGCCGUACAUGCACCCGCACCAAAUGCGGGACGGCGGCCACGCGGGCGUGCACAUCCGCAGCGCCACCCCUACAGCAGCCAGCGGUGCCAUGCCCCGGCAGGCGGGCGCGGAGGGUGAGGUCGAGGCUGCUGGUGGCGGACUGGAGCGGGAGGCGGCCUUCGUGGCCGAAUCGGGCGAGGGCGCAUGGUCGGUGGCCGCAUUCGCGCGGCGGCGGCGGCCACUGCAUCUUUCCGAGACGCCGGUGCGCGUGCUUUUCAGCUUGGCGCAGGCGGGAGAGGUGGAGGUGGAGGUGGAGGCAGCCAGCGCUAGCGCUAGCGCUCGUUCCGUGCCGCUAGCGCUCGCUCCGCGCUUUGCGGAGACUGGGAUACAGACGGAGCCGCUGCGCGUCUCGGCAGCCACGAGUCCGAUGCGGCCAGGCACGGCCUCCGUUGCCAUGGACUCGCCGCACCUCACCGAGAGCCCCACGCAGCGUGUGUACGUCUAUGACGGCCGGCCGGCGUCUUUCGCCGGCGUGAGCUCGCUAUCGGACCCUGCGGCAUCAUCCUCGCCGGUUUCCGCAGAGUUGGCGCCGGGUGCUGAUGCUGAGGCGGCCGCAUCUGGCGGGGCCCCGCGCGGCGCACAGGACUGGUACAUGACGUCGACGAGCGGGGCAGCGGCGGAGCCGCGUGCCGGCAGCUUCGACCUCAGGGGCAACAGCGACCUUAGCCUACCGUCGCCCACCGCGAGCUACAGCAGCAGCAAUGCCGUUGCCGGCGUAAGCCCUGCCGCAGCCGCCGGCCUGACUGCUGCUGCUGUAGCGGGCGCAGCGGCGUACGGGGCCUCCGCGAGCGGCGCCUACCCUUACCGUGUCAGCUAUCCGCCGCGACACUACGGGGGGGUGCACAGCGAAGGCAUGUUUAUGACCGAUAGCGAAAACCUCGCAACAGCCAGCCCUGCUGAAGACGCGGCGUCAUCGGGGUUCGUGGGCGCCAGCCGGUCCGCACCAGCGCCUAUGCCCGCGGCAUCGGGCUCGCCGACAUCCUCGUCAGGGCCCUCCGAGGCGUCUCAAACCAGCACCUCUGUCUGCACCCACGGCCCCGUGCCGGCGAUGUGCGCAUUCGUGGCGGCGGCGGAGUCCUCCGCCGCCGCCGCUGCUGUGGCGGCACCUGCCUCGCCAUCUGCAGGAGGUGCUGCUGCGGCGCAGGGGGGCCACCAUGCGCGUCUGGACGGCAUGGGCUCGCGGCCGUCCACCACCACGUCCCCAAGCAUCUCCGCCACCACCGUGCCGUCGUCCGUCGCCUCCGCACUCUACUCGCCAAUGGCAAGCGGCGCGGGCAGCACUGGCAGCGGCCGCGGCCCCGCCACCGGCGCUGUCGAUGGCGCCCCCACGAGCGCACAUACUUCAGCAGCCGCGUCGCCAUCAGUUGCUGUGGCUGCAGCCGGCGCCGCAUUCUUCGAAGGCGGCAGCCCGCAGUGGAUGGACUUGCAGCAGCGGCUACUGCCGCCAGGCGACUACAGCGUGUCUGCGGAGGCACCUGUCCUGGGCUCGGCCGCCGCCCGCCACGGCGCGGGGCAGUCGGGCGGCGGCAGCUUGAGCCACUCCCUCAGCCUGCGUGCUGGCACCAGCGCCGGUGGCACGCAUGCGUCUGCGGCGGCAACGGCCUCAGCCGGCAUGACCAGUAGCCCACGGCCCACGGCUCUGCCUGACAUUGGGUUCCCGGAGAACGCGGACGACUGCGCCUGGCUGCUGGCGCCGGCCGCCUCCGCGACUGUGCACGAGUCUGACGGCGGCAGCGCACCCACCCCAACCGCGUCGGCGGCCGCCGCCGCGCGCUCGGCCCGCAGCAGCCCGUUCGCUGGGAACGCCGCAGGCGGCGGCGUGGCAGGCGUUGGUGGUGCUAGCAGCGGCGAUAGUCCAGCUGGUGCCGGUGCUGGCGGCGUCAAGGCGCUGGGCGGAAGCGGCAGCGGGGCGUCCAGUCGCCGCUCCAGCUCGGGCAGCUGCGGCGGUGGUCGUGCGGGCGGCGGCUGCAGUGACCCAACCUGGGCUUUCAUGGAGGAGCCCGGAAGGUCGCCAGCCGGCGCAGCCGGUGCCGGCGUGUUCGACGGCAGCGCUGCCUUCGGCACCAGCCGUGCUGCAGCGGUUCCGCCCAUGUCGCCAGGCCUGUCCGACAUCUCUUCCACUGCCUACGGCGCGCCUGCCGGCGGCAACAGGGGCGCCGGCUACUGGCACUCCGGCAUCAGCACCGCCAGUGCCUCGCCGUUUGGCACGCCCGCCAAGCCGGCAGGCGCAUCCGGUCCCGCCGCUGGUGCUGGCGCCUCUGCCAGCCCUGCGCCGGCGCCGUUCGUGAACCCGCUGUUCGUCACGCCGUCAAAGGACGCGCGUGCGUCGGGCCGGUCGAUUGAGAGGAGCGACAGCGGCGGUGACAUCGCUCUGCCGCUGCUGCCGUAUGGUGGGGUGGCCGCCGUGGCGGCGGCGGCGGCGGCAGGCUACGCUACUGGCGGCGGGCGGCACGGUGGCACAGGUAGUGGCGAUGGUGACGGCGACGGCUCUCUAUCAUAUACCUCCUCCGCCGGGCCUUCCACCUACGCCGGCAGUGUGGGAGCGGCGGGGCCGGUGCCUUGGGCUGCGGGCGGCAGUGGCACGUCAGCAAGUGUAGGUGCUCCCUUCGGCACGCCGCAAGGGCCCGCAGGCGCGCAGCUGUACCCGCAGCUGCAGCAGCACCAGCACCAGCAGCAGCUGAACCCGGCACACGCGGCUUGGACGGGCGUGCCGCCGCAAUGGCAGGCGCCGGGACUGCCGCACGCGAGCCCGCUCAUGGUCCUGAAUCCCAUGUAUGCUCAGGAACAGGCCGCAGCCGCUUCCUCCUCCUCAGCCGCGCAAUCCACUGCUGUGUCGCCUGGCGUAGACGCUGUCUCAGACCCCGCGUUUGCGACAGCGACGCACUCGCAGCCGGCCCCGCCGGCGCGGCAACCGCCUCUGGGUUGGGGCAGCCCGGCUUUUCGCACGGCCGGCAGCGGCAGCACCGGUGGCGGCUCGCAAUCCACGCCGCUGGGCUGGGGCAGCCCUACCUUCCCCGCGCCCGCAAGUCCAGCACGCGGUCUGCAGCAGCAGUACCCGCAGCACCCCCAGCCCUCGCAGCAGCAGCAGCAGCAGCAGCAGCCGGCGGCUGCCUGGUCCACACCACAGGUCGCUGCUCAGCAGCAGGCGCCCAUGCUGUUUUCCGGCGCGGACUCGGCGGCGGCGGCAGGCGCAGCCGCGCACGUGGACGGCCAGGCCGUCGUGACGCCUCGUCAGGGUGGCGUGAAUGGCGGCGAGGGCUUGCUGUCAACUCCCAAGCAGCAGCCGCUAGCGCAGGCGUGGGGCUCGCAGCUGACCUCGCCAAUGAGCAGCGUGCAGGGCUCGCCAAAUAGCCAGCAAGCCAAGCACGCGGCCGCGCUGUUGCGCAACGCCAAUGACGCAGUGGAUGAGGCGCGGACGCUGGUCUCCCGGGGGGACGAGGCGUGGCUCCAGCACGUUGCCGAGACGCUGGCAGCGGUGCAGAACGCGAUUGACGCGCUCAAGUGGCAGUAGGUGUCGUGUGUGGUUACAAGUUGCCGGACCAUGCUUUGGUGUCAUGCAUUGUGCAUCGUCUUUCAUAGUACAUAGUCAUGCAAUUCAUAUGUAUACGUACUUGUACCGCUAGAUGACGGAAGACUGCUGGGGGGAGAGGCGGGCAGUCGAGUGCGGGGGCUGGGGGAUGAGGGAUGAGAGGCCGUGCCGUCAUGCCAUCUGGAGGCCCUGCUAACGAUUAUGCAACCCCGUAUGCACAUUUGCAUAAACGCAUAUUGUGAAGAUGAUUUUGUAAGUAACAACGACG